AUGAACACCGCAGCUUACUACAACAAUUUGGGUAACCUCGGUCAUCACAGAGCAACAUCUUCCUUUCACUAUGCACCUGCUUACCAUCAACACCAACACCAACACCAACACCAACACCAGCAACAAUACCAACACCAGCACCAUGCGUCAUAUAUCCCACCUUCACACUCUCACUACCAUCAACAAGCAGGACCGCUACCACCAGUCCACCACCAGGCAGAUGUUCUUCAAUUGCACCCACUUGCUAUCCCAGUAAAUCACAUGGCUAACAUGCAACCAAUGGCUCAGCAGCAACAACAACAACAACAGCAACAACAACAACAGCAGCAGCAACAACAGCAACAACAACAGCAACAACAACAACAGCAACAAGAUCAAAAUGCAGUCAAUGGUGGUAUAAACUCAGUCUUGGAAUAUGAUCUUAGCCAGAUGUCGUCUUUUCUAGGCUGGUGUGCUUUUGGUAUGUUGAAGCAAACCAAUAGAACUCCAUCAAAGGACUUUGAAAAACUCAUUUCAUCAGUUUUGUUUGCCACCAGACUACCAAAAUCAACAAUCAUCAUUGCAUUGGAAUACAUGAACCAAAGAUUCUCCUCUGCAACAACAUCAGUCGAGCUCAAACCAACAUUGAGCGAACACGAAAUCUUCAACUACUUGGUUGUCAGUCUCGUCUUGGCAAACAAGUUUAACGACGAUAAUACAUUCACAAACAAGUCUUGGUGUGGCGCUACUGGAUUACAAUUAUCCAGCGUUAACCAAGCAGAAAAGGAAUGGUUGGAUGAUGUCAAGUGGAGUUUAUCUGUUGUCAGUUUUGAGUCAAACAUCAUCACACUAGAGGAGUGCUGGAAGACAUGGGUUGAAAAAUAUAGUGUCAAAACCCCAGUCACCCCAUCUGUGAAUAAAACAAGUGCUGCAACACCAAUAAUGUCUCCAUCAAGCACUUUUUUCUCAAAUAAUCCAUCACCAACCCAAUACAAUUACCAAACUCAAGCCCAGAAUCAAAAUCAACAAUAUAAUCACCACCACCACCACCAUCAACAACCAUCGUCGUCGUCGGCAUCAUACAUCAACACGUCUAUGUCUUCGCCGAUUUAUCAAAAGGAGCCUGUGUAUGCACCAGCACCAACUACAAAUUACCAUCAACAUAAUCAACAUCCAUUGUCAUCACCAAUCAGCGGAACAGGUUAUGACAGUGACUGGAGCUACAACAAUGGAACAUAUUCCAAUGUACCUUCAUCAUCUUUAUCCUCAUCAACCGGAGCAGCAUGGAAUUACCAAACAAAUUACAAUGACCCGGCUAUACAAUAUGUCGGUGCUCCGAUGAACCAUGCUCAUGCACCUGCUCACGGAUACUAUAAUCAAUACAAUGCCUACCAUCCUACAAGGUAUGCUAAUCCAUACUAUAUGGCAACAUGUUAG
This is a messenger RNA of Lodderomyces elongisporus, 1416 nucleotides long. RefSeq names its product Clg1p (gene CLG1). The transcript has a single exon. Lineage: Eukaryota; Fungi; Ascomycota; Pichiomycetes; Serinales; Debaryomycetaceae. Bases 1 to 1416 code for a protein of 471 amino acids. The record is from RefSeq and is a predicted model, not a curated record. Gene Ontology annotation, biological process: regulation of cyclin-dependent protein serine/threonine kinase activity. Gene Ontology annotation, molecular function: cyclin-dependent protein serine/threonine kinase regulator activity; protein kinase binding. Gene Ontology annotation, cellular component: nucleus; cyclin-dependent protein kinase holoenzyme complex.